UUUCUGACGUGACUACAAUCCAUACACUCAAUAUGGCAUUUCAGGUGCAGAAUCUGUCUGUCCUCUUCCUCCUGCUUUCUUAUUGGAGCCUAACAACAACCGGAUUUACACCGAAUGAAAUAGGAAAUAUAAACGAUUAUAUCACCAGGACCUUUACAAUUAAUAACCAAUUCGCCUGUGUGAUCAAGUUCACGGAGACUGAAUGUGGAGAUUUGACUGCGGACACUAUAAGGAAUGCUCUGGAAAAUGAUAAGAAUCGAAUUAACAUAUAUGACAUCAUAAAUGGCGUAAUACAUGAGGGAGAAAGAAUGGUAAUGGCUUCUUUUUUCCGACGGCCCGAUGGAAGUGGAGAUCAUGCAGAGCACCGUCUUCUGACUCCCGUUAAUAAUUCCCCAGUUCUACAACUACUGAACAGAGCUCCCCCUGCUGGAUGUGUAAUAUUCUUCUCUAAAUAUUCACCAUGCUACAAUUAUUGCACUGUACCCAAUGGGCCUCUCAGUAUUAUAACAAAGCUAAACCAGUUUAAUAAGGUUACAGAUAUAAACAAUAAAGCUUUUGUCUUCAAUAAUAUAUACAACAAAGAAUUAAAUAUUGAUGCCCAGUUACAAAGAGAGCGAUUCAAAGCAAUUAAUGAUCACAUGCUUCUGUAUCGCUGCCCCAACCAGAACUGCAUCCAGUGCUUUCCAAAUAAUAACUUUAAUGCAAACUGUGUAAAUUAACCCAAUUCAUAAUCUGUAACCAAACAGAGGGCUGUGUCCCGGACAGUAUCAUGUUAUUUCU
Messenger RNA from Pelobates fuscus (common spadefoot toad), 780 nucleotides. RefSeq lists its product as uncharacterized. NCBI's taxonomy places the organism in Eukaryota, Metazoa, Chordata, Amphibia, Anura, Pelobatidae. The record is from RefSeq and is a predicted model, not a curated record. The transcript has 3 exons. Bases 33 to 719 code for a protein of 228 amino acids.